Molecule: messenger RNA, 5857 nt
Organism: Lethenteron reissneri (Far Eastern brook lamprey)
Lineage: Eukaryota; Metazoa; Chordata; Hyperoartia; Petromyzontiformes; Petromyzontidae
Product: serine-rich adhesin for platelets-like
Source: RefSeq, a predicted model, not a curated record
GAAAGUGCGUGGCUGGAGCAGCACACAGGACCGCGCACAAGAGCAGCAAGCCAGAGAGAAGCAAGCGAGUCAAGUAGUGAGUGGCACGUUGCAACAAUUAAACGGCGACCAACAGAACACACCGCAAUUCACUUCGCAACCGCCGUCACAGCCGCUACGAUGCUGCUGAAGAGCCGAGGUGGAUGCAGACGUCCCCGCUUGCCUGCAGCACUUUUCACUCUCCUCCUACUACAGUACCGACAAGUGCCUGGUACGAACGCUCAUCCUGCCAAUGAAGAUGCUUCUGGUCAUCUGGAAAUGAUUAAGAACAUUGUAUCGAUGGCCAAAUUCAAAAACAACAUGAUGGUAUUAUUUCCACUGGACUACAAGGUAGAGACAAACGUGUUGCCUGAUAUUAAGGCGGAGGAUGAGAUAUGUACCACUGGAUUGUCUUUCCACCUUCUGAACAACGAUUUGAAACGUCUAUACAAUCAUCUGCAUGAACUGCAUCCAGUUCGGACAAACAUCAAGCAUAUUUUAGAAGAAAUGAGCAUCCUCGACAUAUUAAAGGAAAAGAAAAUCACCAAGAGUUACAGCAAGACAAAUAUAUCUCCUUCAGAACUUAUUGACAAAUUACAAUCGGAUUUAGGCUAUUUGGAGAAAUAUAUAGCCGAUUUUAAAAUAUUUCAAAAUAAGUUAGAGUCCUGCAUAUUCCUACAUCAUACUGAAAAACCGACAGUGACAGGUGACACACAUAUUUCAUUAUCCACUGCCACGUAUUCAGACGAGACUUUGACCACCGACACCUCCAUGUAUUUAGACAAUCAACACGAAACCACAGCUGCUCGUGGUUUAGACCAGAGCGUGACUAUUGGCACUUUCAAUCGUGUCCACAACAUGUCCACCAUUUCCAUUGCCUUAGACGAAGUGAACGCGACAACUGUGUCCAUCUUAAAUUCGACCGCAGCAUCCAAUGCGACAGCCCAGCCCAUACCCAUCAUCAGCUCCAGCGCAGUGUCUCACAGGGAGAUGGCCAUCCCACCCAUGGAGACAAACUCCACGGAUUCCUAUGCCUCUGACUCGACUCUCUUGACCUCAUUCGUCACUCACGUUACUUCAUCGACAAACAAUGAACGCAUUCACCUCGACAGCACGACAGUGAGCGGGUCCGUAGAUUCUACCCAGACUGGUACAGGCGGUGCAACUGUUGCACCGUCGAAAGUUACUUCAGACAGCGAUCUCAAUCUCAACACAUCUCCCGACAAGCAAGUAAAUGCCACCGGCACGCCACACUUUAUUGGAAACUUUUCGGCUGCAAGUCCGAGUGAACCCAGAUUCUCGUCGAGCACGAAGAGCCAACAAAUAGAGUCGAACACCAGGCCGUCAAAAAACAUUUCGUCGCAUUCCACCGAAAGCACGAGCCAAACGAGCAGAGGUACGACCACAGACCACCAAGCCAAGCGAUCAGAUGCUGUCCCCACCUUGGCAAUUGGUCGCGAGCUACCCACAAGUUCCGAGAAUUAUCGUCGUCCAGCAAAGCGCCACAAUGGUACGGAAGCAAACAGGCAUCGUGGCAAACAUACGCCUUCAGGCUAAAUUGUUCAACACUGAUUGAGAUGAAGUGGACAAAGGGGUAAAUAAACGUGCAUAUUUUUCCAUUGCAGAAGGACCACUGAUCGAUCCUCUUAAGCCAGCAGAUCAGCGUCAUCAGUGUUCCACCUCUGCAGCGAAUCGCACUGUUCACACAGACACGGUCUUAUUUUUGAUAAUGGGGAUUUAUAUAGGGUGUUUGCAGAAUGUACUAGGAGUUACAACAUUUUUUAAAAAUUCAAGAAUCGAAUGUCGUUUGUUUAAUACGUUUUAAUAUUUUAUAUUGUACAUUUAUCGAAAUAUAUGUGAAGUUGCAUUGUGAUAUUACUGAUGAAAAAAAAGCCUUUACCCUUUUCUGGCAUGAAUACAUGUGUUAAGAUGUUAAAAUACCAAAUAUACACCCUGUGCAAGGCAUACAUACUUGUAAAAACAUGCUUUGAUAUAAAAUUUAAUCAUUGUCUUUGAAACUGAUUGGCCUACACCAGAGAGAGCCUCAUUUGUGGCCUUGUCUCAUCGGUGUUAGACUAGAGAUUGGCCGGCCAAAGGGCGAACAGCACAAAGGCAAUGAAAAUUUCAAAGCAUUGAUGGCUCGGAUUGAGCAGUUAUAUAACGUGUGAUUAAUGCGGUCUUGAUGCCUUGUCAUAAGUGUCUAUUUGGUGUUUAACAUCUUAACACAUGCAUUAUUUCGGGCACGGGUAACUGUUCUUUUUUCAUCGUUUUGAUACUAUCAAAGGGUCCCACAGAUGAUAAUACUACUGUUUAGUUCAGCUUAAGGUAACAUAUCUUGUUCCGUGGAAACUACCAAAAAUCCAUGAAAUAGAUAUUUUAUUUAUCAUUUUUUUACACAGCCAAUUUUAAGUGUCCAGUCAUUAAGUCUGUCUUUUAAACAUUGCAGUUAUAAAUUAUUUUCUCAGCCAUUCUGCUAAGUAAUAACCUGAACAGCUUGUAUUCUCUAUUCAAUGCCAUAAGAAUAAUAUUUAGCGAGCAAUGACACAUCUUAAGUUUAGAGUUGAAAUUAAGACACUUUGUUCCAUAAGUUUAAGGGGUGGAGUGAUAGUGCAGUGUUUAGCAUGCUGUACUAUGAAUCGGGUGAUCAGAGUUAAAUUCCCAGCCAUAGCUAUCAGCAGUGACGAGUGAUAUAUCUGAACUGGUCUGCACCGAACAGUGUGCCGUCAAACAUCCUCCACGAUCAAUAAUGGAAGAUGUCAUCCAGCAGCGGCUUGCCGAAGGGCAGGACAGUUUGUGAAAAAUGUAAACUGUAAAUUACAUUUUACUUUAAGUGGACAACUGGCCAUAUACCGUAUAUGCUCACCGUAGAAUGUAUUACAACACUUGGAUAUCAUAGCUUCGUGUUAUAUUCAAAAAUCAUUCUCAAGCAUUGUUUGAGAGUGAGUGUAUGAUGCAUGUCUUCAGCGAGGUCACCCGGGUGGCUCAGGAGGUAAAUGUUGAAGUGGCAUUGUUGAGUUCCCGAGUUCAAAUCCGGGCAGCCGCCCAUGAUGAUCUCGAGUUCUAUAACGUGUUGAGUUGAUGUUCUCAGCCUGGUCACCAGUUACUGAGCAAUAACACCGACCCCAUUUCAGAUGUUGUUCGGCACCUAAUUUGGCAAAAAAAAAAUAAUUCCAGCUGUGAGCAUUUAAAAUUCUGGUUGACUGUGAUGCAUUUCUCUCUCGCAAGGUGGAUGGGAAAGUGCUGCCCCCUCAUAAGCAGCCAUACCUACUAGAAGCACCCAGGAAUGUCUGUCCUUAACACUCGGGACGUCACUCCACGUCGACCAGCCCCCCCUCAUUAAUAAUCAUGAACAGUCACGUAGGUAAAAAAUAAAAUUAAUAAAAGUAAAAUAAAAAAUCACGACGUUUCGGAGGCAACACAGGCUUCCGUCUUCAGGUGGAACCGUCACAGCACGAUUGCUGUAUUUUUACCUACGUGACUUUACCGAAAAAACCCAAGAGUAUGAAUCAUUGCAGUCACGAAAGCUUCAAAUCUAGAAUCAUGAACAGGUUACGUCCGCCAUAUGGACACCCCCCCCCCCCUCAUUAAUUAUCAUGAGCAAGUGACAUCACUCUACAUGGAGCACCCUCCCCCGUCAUUAAUAAUCAUGAGCAGGUGACGUCACUCCACAUCGAAUGGACCCCCUCAUUAAUAAUCAUAAGGUGACGUCCUCCAAAUGGACCCCCUCCCCAUUCAUAAUAAUUAGCCGAUGACGUCACUCCACAUGGGGGCCGAGGCGCCUCCUCCCCCCUCCUCGGCGUCAACUCACAACCCUAAAGACACGUCACGUGAUCUCCGUAACGCUGUAGCGCUGUUGAGACAUCAAAGUAAAAAGGACAUCAUGAUGAACAAGGGAUUAUAACCUUAAAAUGAAAUAGGUCCGUGUCCCCGCGCCCUUACAAAUUGCACGCGCAUUGAUGCAAUUCAUAUCACGUCGCGGUCUGCUUUUCGCUUGCAAGUUUCAGAUUUACUGCCUUGGACAGGCAAAAGGCGAGUUUAAAUAGAUUUAAGAAGCAGUUCUGUGAUCUCUUUUCUCGGACUUCUCCAACACGGCAGGGUGAAUGUUGCACUGUUGGUAAUUAAAAUGGACACAAUACUUUAUCUUUCGUGACAUAAUUCCAAAAGCAUACUUGGGAUAAAACUGGGGGGGGGGGGGGGGACGUUGAACGUAUACAAUCACAAAAGUGAAUAUAAUGAAAGUUAAGCAUUUCCCCUGUAAUGUGCCAGUGAUAAACAGGGUGCUUCAAAAAAUGUUAACACUUAGAUGGAACUAUCGUUUUUGAUGGAAAAAGAACAGAUAGUACUCUGUAACAUAAUAACAAAUGUAUGUUAAUAGCUUCAAAAAGUCAGUCUCCAUUUGUUCGCCAUCGUUGUCAACACGUCUGGAAUCUUCUCCAGGUGGUCUCCAAAGCCUGGAGGCGCAUUUAUUUGUGGUAUUGUUGCAAAUUCUCAUAAGUGUUGACAUUUUUUUAAGCACCGUGUAUUUAUUAAAAUGUAUACUUGAAUAUUUUUUAUCCUGUUUGUUGAGCUUCAUCAUUGUCAGAAAUUACACCAUGUUCUCUGAACUCACCAAGAGUGAAAUGAGUUUAGAGUGCAAAUAAUUCCAAAAUCUUUGUCAUUAUAUGUAACAAGCACUUGCAGCCAUUGCUGAUAUUUACAAUCAUUAAUCAUUGUCAUUUACAAUCACUAAUAAUCAUUUGCAAUCGUGAAUCAUAAUAUAUUAUCAGUAAUCAUCUAUCAGUGAUUAUUUAAAAUUAGCAAUCAUUUACAAUCAAUAAUGAUCAUUAUUUACAAUAAGUAAUCAUCAUUUACAAACGGUACAAUAAUAGGGGUUUUCCCAUUUUUUCUGGCAACAAAACUGAAACCUUUUUACAAUGAUUCAUGUCUGCAUUAACCAUAAUACUUGCAGUCAAAAUGCAAACAAAAAACAUACUAUAAUAUAUGCAUUGUCCUUGAAACGGCAAGUAUUGUGGUUAAUGCAGAUAUGAAUCCUUGUUGCCAGAAAAAAGCGGAAAAAACCCUAUUAUUAUAUUUUGGUACUGGCAAAGGAGGUCUAAUGAUCGAGAUGCUCACCCCGAGCCCUCAUUACUUUGAUGGUGCAUUGUCUUUGAGCUGUACGCCUUUUGGCGUCCUCUGGUCGUGCACCAAUUGGAUCGAGGCUCAAAAGAAAGACGUCUCUUCGUGUGGACCAAUCAGUUUCAAGGACAAUGCAUAUAUUAUCAUAGUAUGUUUUUUGUUUGCAUUUUGAACUGCAAGUAUUGUGGUUAAUGCAGCCAUGAAUCCUUGUAAAAAGGUUUCAGUUUUGUUGCCAGAAAAAAGGGGAAAACCCCUAUUAUUAUAUUUUGGUACUGGCAAAGGAGGUAAACGGUACAAUGUUUUGUCGUAAUGAGAAUUCCUUUACCAUCCUAUAUUGUUCUUUGAAUGUAUUUUCUUUGUAAUGUGAAUGCAUUUUUUAAAGGUAACGGUUACGGUUGUACAUACUGUAUUCAUGUUUUUUUUCCAAAUGGCAUAGAGGUAUGUUACUCAAGCCAUAUAUGAGAAGAUAUACAUAAACCCAUGAGUCUCUGAAUUGUGCUUUGGAAUGUGAUAAAAUGCAUGGAGCUUAAUGUGUUCGCGGAAAGGCAAUUUUAACCACAUUUUUGUUGCAUAAAACUGGUCAAAUCACCAUUCUGCUUUGUGAAUGUGGUUGUUUUUAUGAUUCAAACGUGCUUUUUUAAUGUCUGAUACUUUGGCUGAAAUAUCGAUGCAAACGGUGUACUGUAAUCUAUACACAGUAUAUAAAAGCCAAAAAUUGUCUGUU